This is a messenger RNA of Camellia sinensis, 1800 nucleotides long. The record is from RefSeq and is a predicted model, not a curated record. Lineage: Eukaryota; Viridiplantae; Streptophyta; Magnoliopsida; Ericales; Theaceae.
AUGGGUGACUGUAUAAUGUUGUUGUGUUCGUACGAUAACAAGAACGUUGUUGUUGUGGUGUGUGUUGAUUUAACGUUUAGAAGAUUCACCACUCAUGUAUGCGAACGUUUCGAUGGACUGACGCCUACUUCGGUUUCCCUGUCAUUUAAGAUCCCAGGUUACAAUAAUUUCAAAAUGGAGAGCGAGGCAGACUUCCAAAGCAUGUUAUCUCUUGCUAGGUCUUUUCAGCUAGAUCACAUUGAUGUCGAUAUAAUAGUUUGUGGUGCAUCUUGGGGUGUCAAAUGUGGACGUAGUUUAACACAUGGGCACGAUGACACAGGUGGGGACGGUGGGGAAAUGGUCACAAAUAUUGAUGAGGAGGCUGAUUUGCUACCUAAUUUUUGCCAACAUGCAGGAAAUGUAUUAUUGUCGGCGGAUUGGGCGGGUGGCAUAACUCAUAUCGGGCAAUGUUUCGAGGGUGGGCCAACUGAAUUUCGCAAGGUACUCAGCAAAUACGCCAUUGAAUGUGGGUUUCCAUUUAGGUUCCGAAAGAAUGACUUGGUUCGUAUUACGGCGGAAUGCAUGUUUAGCGACUCAAGGGGGUGUUUGUGGUCCAUCCAUGCGAGGGUGUUGAAUGCGAAUGGAUUUUUUUAUCUGAAAAAGUGGUGUCGCGACCACACGUGUGGGGUUGCUGUGCGCACUGACAGGAACCCGAGGAUGGGAUCCGAGUUUGUUGCAGAUGUUAUUACGGAACGUGUGCAUGACAAUCCAUUGACUCGCCCUACCGAUGUCAAAUAUGAUUUCAAAAAAGCAUACGGGUUGCAAAUUAGUUACCGUGUAGCUUGGUUGGGUGUUGAAAAGGCCAGAGGAGAACUUUAUAGCGAUCAUUCCAUGUCAUUUGACCAGUUGCGUUGGUACAGCGACGCCAUUAUGGAAUAUAACCCCGAAAGUCUAUUCCCGGUCGCAUUUGCAAUUGUUGAUUCUGAAAAUGCAGUGAAUUGGGCUUGGUUCUUACAAAAUUUGGCUAAUGUAGUUGAUGGGGAUCGGAACUUGACAUUUGUUUUUGAUCGGCACGUCGGUAUCAUCGAAUCUUUGCCCACCGUGUUCCCGUCUGCCCACCACGCUUUUUGUAUGCAACAAUUACAAAGGAAUUUGAAGGACAAGAUAAAGUAUGUGAACAAAUUGUACCGUAUUGGGUUGGUAAGUAAAUUGCGGGAAUGUACAUACGCACCAACCGUUGCUGACUUUAAUGAAAAAAUAGAGGUGUUUAUACAGUCCGGAAGGCACAUUGCUGUCAAUUUCUUACAGGAUCUAAAGCCGUACCACUGGGCCAACGUGUACUUCAGGGGCAACCGUUAUGGUGAGAUGUGUUCGAACGCUGCCGAAUCAUUCAACAAUUGGAUAAAGGAAGCACGCCAUUUACCAAUCACCCGAAUGGCUGAUGCAAUUAGGACACAGAUUAUGAAUCAGAUGUCCGACCGUAGGGGAGCUUCAAGUUCCUGGGCUGGUGUAAUAUGUCCGAAGAUGGAAUACAAACUAGAGAUGGCGUACAAGAAAGGAAGAUCAUGGACAGUCAAUCAGUCCAACAGUGACAUGUACGAGGUCCACUCACACCCAUCUGUUCUGGUGGACAUUGGUAGGCGUACAUGCUCAUGUUUCCAAUUGCUGAUCAAUGGGCUUCCUUGCGAACAUACAGUGGUCUCUAUCCGCAACAGCGGCAGUGAUUUGAAUGCAUUGGUUGACCCUUAUUUCCACGUCACCAACUACCAAUCAUCAUACUCCGAAGCUAUAUUUUUUAUACCAACAGUUGAGAAACCAUAG